UAGAGGUAAUGGGUCCCGAAUACGCUCAUCGCAACUAUCGACUGUGCCACUUGCAUUUUGAAGAAAAGUGGUACAAAAUAGGCAAAAGUAGAGCCAAUCUUCAUCCUGAUGCAAUACCAACUAUAUUUUUUGGAACAAACAAUACAUCUGUGACAUCAGAAAAUGUUGGAAAUAUAGUUGAGGCUUGUCAAGAAGAAGAAACAAGCAGGUUUUUGAACUUCUACAUAUUUCACAAUAUUUUUUUAAAGAGUUUUUGCUAUCUCAAUAUCCAGUCAACAGAAAUAUUGCCCAUGGAUACCUAUGCCGACAUUGCUAAACCGUUGAUGCCCAAAUUAAAAGCAAACAUGGAAGAAGAUACACUUCAGACUUUAAACAAUUUGCGUUGCGGUUAUAUUUUGUAA
This is a messenger RNA of Solenopsis invicta (red fire ant), 401 nucleotides long. RefSeq lists its product as uncharacterized. The record is from RefSeq and is a predicted model, not a curated record. NCBI's taxonomy places the organism in Eukaryota, Metazoa, Arthropoda, Insecta, Hymenoptera, Formicidae. Bases 9 to 401 code for a protein of 130 amino acids. The transcript is spliced from 4 exons.